Molecule: messenger RNA, 3462 nt
Organism: Fundulus heteroclitus (mummichog)
Lineage: Eukaryota; Metazoa; Chordata; Actinopteri; Cyprinodontiformes; Fundulidae
Gene: kif20a
Product: kinesin family member 20A
Exons: 19
Coding region: 215-2884 (889 amino acids)
Biological process (GO): microtubule-based movement
Cellular component (GO): microtubule; kinesin complex; nucleus
Molecular function (GO): ATP binding; microtubule binding; ATP hydrolysis activity
Source: RefSeq, a predicted model, not a curated record
AAAUUUGGUCGAGUAAAACCAGUCAGCCGGAGUUUGGAGAAGUUAAGAUAGGCAACGUGUUUUGGUGCAGGUGCUGAUACAACAAGCUUAAAGCAAGUAACUUGCUUUUUUUUGUAGUAUAUAGAGGACAUUUUCUAGACUGCGUUUCUGGAGUCUAUUCGCUUUUUUUUAUAUCGACAUUCAAGGCAAGCAAACAAUUGCUUUAAAGGAAAGCAUGGCGCUGUGUUUGUCUCCCCCGUAUGGGUGUCGCUCUGAUGAGGAGGAGGAGAUGGCUGUGUUUGAGUCCACAGCAGCAGAGCAUGGAGGCAUGGCCAGACCACGUCUACCAGAGAUCUCUGUCAUUUCCCCGGGGCUCGAAACCAGGUCGACCAUUACACAGCUGAAACCUGGCAACGUGGAUGAGGGAACCUCGGAAAGGGUGAAAGUUUUCCUGCGCAUUCGCCCACUUACUGACUCAGAAGAAGGAGAGGAGCAGGGCUGUGUGUCUAUCCAGGAUGAGCAGACGUUGCUGCUCAGAGCUCCAGCUGAGUCUCAGAACAUGAGGAUGGCAGAGAGGGGAAUCACCCAAAGCAUUCACAAGUUCAGUUUCUCAAAGAUAUAUGGUCCAGCAUCGACUCAGCAACAGCUUUAUGAGGGCACAAUGAAGAAGAUGGUGAAUGAUGUUCUCAAAGGAGAAAAUAGGCUCCUCUACACUUAUGGCGUCACCAACUCUGGAAAGACUUACACCAUUCAAGGCUGUGGUCGAGAGGCAGGCCUGUUGCCGCGGGCUCUGGUGUCUCUGUUCAGAAAGGUGCAGGGUCGUCUCUAUGGUGCCAUGGACCUGAAGCCGGUCCUGUAUCAGGAUGUGAGGCAGCUUGACACUUGUGAGAUCAAGGCGGAGGAAAUCCGGAGAAACUCUCUCCUCAAAGAGGAUGAAAAUCAAUCUUCUCGUCGAGCUGGUACCACCUCAGCCUGGGACAGCGGCAUUGGAGGCCUUUCUUCCACCACACACAUUGCCUCUCAGCUCGAAGACACAGAGAGCGUGUGUCUGGAUCCCGACAGUCUUUCUCUCAGCGGAGGCGCCGACCUGGAGGAAGGGGUGCAGUUUUCCAUCUGGGUGUCCUUCUUUGAGAUUUACAACGAGUUCCUGUACGACCUGCUGGAUGCUUCGCCUUCCCAGCAACCCCGAAAAAGAGUUACCCUGCGACUCAGUGACGACAAGCAGGGCAACCCCUAUGUCAAAGACCUCACUUGGAUCCAGAUUCGCAGCGCUGAGGAAGCUUGGAGGAUCCUGAAGGCUGGCCGUCGUAACCAAAGCUUUGCCAGCACUCAUCUAAACCAAAACUCAAGCAGAAGCCACAGCAUCUUCUCCAUCCGUGUCCUUCAUGUUCACCCAGAAGCCAGUUCAGGCCAGGCCAUGCGGAUCAGCGAACUGACUGUGUGCGAUCUGGCCGGGUCCGAGCGCUGUAAAGAGCACCGUAACGGCGAGAGGAUGAAGGAGGCCAACAACAUCAACACCUCCCUCCUGACGCUGGGGCGCUGCAUCGCUGCUUUAAGACACAACCAGAACAAGUCAAGACCCGCGCAGGUAGUGCCCUUCAGGGAUAGCAAACUGACCCGCAUCCUGCAGGGCUUCUUCUGCGGCAGAGGAACCUCCUCCAUGGUGGUCAACAUCAACCCAUGUUCCUCCAUCUAUGACGAGACCCUUCAGGCACUCAAGUUCUCUGCUAUAGCUACACAGCUCGUCCAUGGCCCGUCCACGAAGACCAGAGUGGCCUACAUCCUGUCCCUGCUCCAAGAACAAGGACCGAAUGGCAAAGACAAAACUGUGAUAGAGGAAGAGGAGGAAAGUGAUGUUGAAGAUGGGGAUAUUACCUUGCUGAAUAUGGAGUACUUGCUGCAGGUCAUCGAUGUCCUGAGGAGAGAGGUGCAGCGCCAGCGGAAAGAGAAAGAGGUCCUCGAGGCUAAUGUGAGAGAGGAGGUGGUCUCAGAAAUGACGGAACUCAUCAAAAGAAUGCAAGAAGGAUUCACCGAGAGCUUGGAGGCUCAGAGUGCUCUGCUUGAGAAGAGGUGUGAGGACAAAGUGAAUAUCCUGCAGAAAUACUGGAACCAGUUCUACACCCAGGAGAUGAAGGAGCGCGACGAGGAAAUCGAAGAUUUGACUGCUGCCCUCGAAGAAAAGAAGAGGCAGGAAGGUGACCCACCCAUCACUGCGCCACUCGCAGAGACGCAGGGGCCUCGGCGGUCUCACCGCAUUUCGUCGCAGACCGAAGUGAACAGGCUGCGCGCUGAACUCAGCCAGUGUCGCGCCGAGCUUCUCGCCAAGACGCAGGAAAUGAAGCUGGAAGCGACGGGUACAGCCGGCGCCCUCACCACUGCAGCCGAGCGCAAGCUGCAGGACGGUCAGCGGAACUUGCACCAGCUCAGACAGGAUUUGCAGAAGCUGGGAGUGGAUCUCCAGACUGGGGAAAGAGCUUGCUGCAGCAGUACAGGAGGGGAGAGGCUGAGGCGCACCCUUAAAGCUGCAGAUCAGAGAAUAGCCAAACAGAACCAGAUCCUGCUGGAGCUUCAGAACGACCUGACACUGGUCAAAGCAGACUUGCGGCGGAAAGCGGACACCCUGGCGGGGCUAGCCCAGCCCCCCACGGCAGCGUUCGCCACACCAGCCACUCCCGGCUCCUGCAACAAGAGGGUCUGCAUGCCGAGCGAAGUGGAAAACCGGCCGCCGCAGAAGCGGCCCUUCCUCCACUCUCUGUUCCCGACGCGCACCCCGACGCGUAAAUACAACACGCGCGCAGCUCAGGAAGCGACCUUGACUCCGUCCUCGCAUAUCUUGCGGUCUCGGCAGCCUUCUCCGCCCCCCAGCCCCGUCCCCACCCGGUGGGCUCUCAGAGGGAACCGCUGAGGUUUUAAGAGCUUUCUGAUAUGAUGCAAAAACUAACCGCUGCCUACCUUUAUAUUUUUGUACUGUUUUUUCCUAUAAUAUAUAUUUUUUGCAGUGUUGUUCACUCAGUCAUCCAGUAUAUGGCUUUAUUGUAAAAUAAUCAAUACAGUAAGGACUGUAAGGUCAGAAUUGUGCAUGUUAAUCUGCUUUGUGUGAUGCCUUGGCUGUACACAUUCGCCUAACACAGUUAUAAAAUGAGGUUUAAACUGUUUCUGAUUACAAUGAAAGCCACACACAGCUUAUCACAACGACACUGCUAUAAGAGUUAACUUGCUCCUUCUGCCUGUUCCUGUCUUCUAGUGAAUCUGUCCUAAAAUCUUUUUAGAAACUUGUUCUGUCGUGUCCCAUCGUCCGGGCUAAGUGCUACAAAUGUUUUUAUUUGUUUAAGUUGGUUUGGGAUUCUUUUUGUGUUUCAAAUUGGGAUUUCAAGAGAAUGUGUUUAAAUGUUUUUAUUAAAAAUCCUGUUGUAUACUGUGGCAAUUUAAAGAUGCUGUCCAAUGGUGUGUAUCCCCCAUUCCAAAGAAACAACUACAAAGGUA